This is a messenger RNA of Engraulis encrasicolus (European anchovy), 2935 nucleotides long. It is a transcript of the gene naa35, whose product is annotated as N-alpha-acetyltransferase 35, NatC auxiliary subunit. NCBI's taxonomy places the organism in Eukaryota, Metazoa, Chordata, Actinopteri, Clupeiformes, Engraulidae. Bases 574 to 2763 code for a protein of 729 amino acids. Gene Ontology annotation, biological process: N-terminal peptidyl-methionine acetylation. The record is from RefSeq and is a predicted model, not a curated record. The transcript is spliced from 23 exons. Gene Ontology annotation, cellular component: NatC complex.
AGCGGAGAAUGCUGACUGCUGCCAUUGUGAGCCUUUGGACAAAAAAAGAGAGUAAAAAUAUUGGGGUUUGAAAAGCAACAGGCUAAAUGCAGUUUUGCUCCAUUUAUUUGCACAACAACACAAUUCGAAUGCAUUACAAAACCACUGUUGCAUUCCUCAAUAUCACGCUACUCUACUCUACCAUCAAGCCUGCAGCCUUAAGGCGGCCUCAACCUACACCACUAUUGGCCAUAUUCUCGACUGAAAACCCUCCUUACGACGACAACCAGUGGAGCGUUACCCCCCACGACCACCAUCGCAUGCGAUUGUCGGGCAAGAUUUCUUUCACAUGUCCGAUGCUCUAAGAUAGAAUUUUGCUGGUUCAAAGACUCGUCGACCACAAAUCAUAGAUAUCAAACAGACACAACUAAAAAUAGAACGUCAGGUAUUGUCUUGUGGGUACGAUCUUAUCUAAGAUAAGAUUAACAAUUUGACAUUUGCGAUUCUCCUUAUGUGUGCAGGGCAACCCGACGGUGGAGAAUCUUGCACAGAGCAAGUGAACUGGUGAUAGGAUGGUGAGGUGUCCCCAUUGUGAUGAAGUCAUCGGUGGAGGAGGACGAUGCCGGCUGGAGCCUGGGAGUGCCAGAGAAGAUGAGGAGCAACGCCAACUGGGUGGACAUCACCCAGGACUUCAAAGCUUCCUGCAGAGAGCUGAAUCUUGGAGAACUGCUCCAUGACAAAUUAUUUGGUCUCUUUGAGGCCAUGUCAGCCAUUGAGAUGAUGGACCCCAAGAUGGAUGCUGGGAUGAUCGGGAACCAAGUGAACCGUAAAGUGUUAAACUUCGAGCAGGCUGUGAAGGAGGGGGCCAUACGCAUCAGAGACUUAAGUCUGCCGGAACUCAUCGGAAUCAUAGACACAUGCUUCUGCUGCCUGAUCACGUGGUUGGAGGGCCACUCGUUAGCCCAGACGGUCUUCACGUGCCUGUACGUGCACAACCCAGAGCCCAUCCAGGACCCUCCGCUAAAGGCCUUCUGCCUGGGCCUGCUCAAGCUCUGCGACAUCGCCCGGGACAAGAUCAACAAGGCCGCUGUGUUUGAGGAGGAGGACUUCCAGGCCAUGACAUACGGCUUUAAAAUGGCCAACAACGUCACAGACCUCCGGGUGACAGGUAUGCUGAAGGACGUAGAAGAUGACCUGCAGAGAAGAGUAAAGAGUACGCGGAGUAGGCAGGGGGAGGACCGCGACCCAGAGGUGGAGCUGGAGCAUCAGCAGUGCCUGGCCCUGUUCAGCAGGGUGAAGUUUACACGACUCCUCCUCACCGCGCUCAUCGCCUUCACCAAGAAAGAGACCAGUGCGGUGAGUGAGGCCCAGAAGCUGAUGAGCCAGGCAGCCGACCUGCUCCCCGCCAUCCACUCCACCAUUCACCAUGGCAACCAGCCCCAUAACGACACCAGCAAAGGAGACCACCCCAUCAUGAUGGGCUUUGAGCCGCUGGUGAACCAGAGACUGCUGCCGCCGACGUUCCCGCGCUACGCCAAGAUCAUGAAGAGGGAGGAGAUGGUGGAGUACUUCAGCAGACUCAUCCAGCGCAUCAUCACCGUCUGCAACAUCAUCACCAACACCAACCUGCACAGCAUACUGGAUUUCUUCUGUGAGUUCAGUGAGCAGUCUCCGUGUGUAUUGUCCCGGUCUCUUCUGCAGACCACGUUCCUGAUAGACAAUAAGAAAGUGUUUGGGACGCAUCUAAUGCAGGACCUCAUUAAAGAUGCCCUCCGAAGCUUCGUCAGUCCGCCCGUCCUCUCCUCUAAAUGCAGUUUGUAUAAUAACCCCCAGGCCAAAGACUACAUAGACUCCUUUCUAACCCACUGUUCACGGCCAUUCUGCAGUCUUAUCCAGAUUCAUGGGCACAACCGCGCACGCCAGAGGGACAAGCUGGGCCACAUACUGGAGGAGUUUGCCACUCUACAAGACGAGGCGGAGAAGGUGGAUGCGGCGCUGCACAGCCUGCUGUUGAAGCUGGAGCCUGGCCGUCAGCACCUGGCCUGCGUGGGCACCUGGGUGCUCUACCACAGCCUGCGCAUCAUGAUCCUAUACCUGCUCAGCGGCUUCGAACUCGAACUCUACAGCACGCACGAGUACUACUACAUAUACUGGUAUCUGUCGGAGUUCCUGUACGCGUGGCUGAUGUCGACGCUGAGCCGUGCCGACAGCUCCCAGAUGGCGGAGGAGAGGAUCCUGGAGGAGCAGCAGAAGGGGCGCAGCAGCAAGAAGAGCAAGAACAGGAAGAAGAAGGGUGAGGGGACCCUGCAGGCUCGUCCUCUGGGUAAAGAGAUCACCAUGAGCCAGGCCUACCAGAACAUGUGUGCUGGCAUGUAUAAGACUAUGAUUGCCCUGGACAUGGACGGCAAGGUGCGUAAGCCUCAGUUUGAGCUGGACAGCGAGCAGGUCCGCUACGAGCAUCGCUUCGCCCCCUUCAACAGCGUGGUCACGCCCCCUCCUGUCCACUACAUCCAGUUCAAGGAGAUGUCCGAUCUGAAGAAGUACAGCCCCCCUCCCCAGUCGGCAGACCUGUACAUGGCAGCUAGUAAACACUUCCAGCAGGCCAAGCUCAUCCUGGAGAACAUCACCUGCCCGGAUGAAGAGGUAAAUCGUAUUCUCAAAGUGGCUAAGCCCAACAUUGUAGUGAUGAAGCUUCUCGCAGGAGGACAUAAAAAGGAGACCAAGGCAAUGCCAGAGUUCGACUUCUCCACACACAAAUAUUUCCCCGUGGUCAAAAUCAUCUGAGGCCGGUCAAAAAGUGUUCCCACACACACACACACACACCUGCAACAAAGUAUGGAUGGAUGAACAGCACACUGGAACUCUGUGUCCUCUGAAGGCCAUUUUAUUGUCCUCAGCGCUCCCCAAAAAAAACAAAUUUCAUCAUCUUUCACAUCAGCACAGGAACAUACACCAA